GCCACGCCCGAGGAGUUGGGUCAAAUCUGCUCAUUUGAUUCCGCCAAGGACGUGUUUCCAGGUUUCAUGCAUCCGAUGUUUAACAACUUUUGUUCCCUCCGACUCCUACCCGAAGACAUCCGAGUUUUUACGUCAUGAAUUUGACUUACCCCACUGACUGUUCGUUCAAAGUUGGAGAAUAAAUUUGAUCGGAGCACAUGUUUCAAUUCAAGUAGAUAUUUUUUACAAGGAUUUUCUUAUAUGUAUAGCCCAAGUCAUUAAAAAAACAAAACAAGAAACAACAAAAACAAGCAAUAAUAAAUACACCCAAGAAUGUAGUACAAACGUUUAUCGUGAUUUAGUUCAUCUGAGAUUGAUUUUACACAUCGAAGUGGAACUGUCUGUGUCAAACUGAGGGAAUCCUAAUGGUGAGAUCCAACAGUCAUCACAAACAAAGCGGUUUUUUGAACACGGUGAAAUGAUGGUGAGAUAUCGUUUCAAAAGGCGUUGAGGAUUUUGUAAUAUCUAUGAUUGACCAAUCAAAUGGUGGCAUAGGACGAUGGGCGCCAAGUGCAAAGGUGGGUCACUCUUGAUUAAAAUAUUAAUUAAUUUAAUUAUAAGAUUUGAUUGAUAGUGAUUUUCAUUUCAUAGAUCAACCCAUCAGUUACACUUUGUGUACAGCAAAAAAUGCUUGAACUUGUGUCAAUUACUUUUAUUAAGUUUGAUACGAGUGUUACUGACCGCGUGCAAGAGGCGGUCACACAAACAUUGGGACGAAGUACGGGAUUAACUUACACUUUACACGACGUGGAAGCACAAGAGAGUAAAUCACUGACCCUCAGAUGAAUGAAAACCCCCCUUGAAGACGGCUUAUGCCCCAUGGGCGGAGUAGAAGGGCAUAUAAAUCUUACUUUAUACGAGUAGUAACAAUGUUUUAUAAUGAGCAUAGUGCGAUUCGUCUGUUGUUUUUUUUGUUAAUUAAACCACUUUUUCAAUUGAUGCUUAAAUAAUUGCCAUGGAAAUAUUGAUUCUAGAGUAAAUUAAAUGUACCGACUCCUUCACACACACAAUGGGGGUCAUCCAUAAAGUAGGUCACGCUCCGGAGGGGUGGGGGGGGGGAGUCGAAGGAAGUGUGACAGUUUGUGACAUGGUGGGGGUUUGGGGGUAAAGAUCACAUUUAAUGUCACGCAUUUAAAAAAAAAUUUGUUUAUCAUUCAAAAAAAAAAAAAAAAAUUGAAAUUGAAAGUGAUGUUUAACUUUCUUUUGUGAUGGAUGCAUCCUGUCAGAAGAUGUCACUCUAGCAUUGCUUGUGCAUACUAAUAAUAUAAUGCGAGAUGAAUUUUAAAAUCUCAAUUAACUUUCGGCGGGGGGGGGGGGGGUCCCUAAAUGACGUCAGUCACGCUAUUCGUGCGGGUUUGUGAAGAAUGCUUUAGAUGACCUUUGAAUGCGUUGUUCAUUCUUAAACAAUCUUUAACGUUUAGUUGGGAAGUGGGAUGUUAUGACGCGUAUCUGAAAAUUUGAUCGAAAGAAAUUUUGUCGACGGUAAAUUUAUCGACGGUAAUUUGAUCGAAAGGAAAUCUGGUCGAUUCUUUUUUUUUAGUUUUUUACGUUAAAAUUUUGCUUCAAGGAAAUAUUUUUAACGCAUUAUUUUGUUUGACUAUAUAGUAUGAUGCGUUCAAAAAGAAAUUUGACGAAAAUAAUUUUAACGCGUGAACUGAAAAUACGAUUCGAUCAAAUUUCCGUUAGAUCAAAUUUCCGUCGAUCAAUUUACCGUCAACGAAAUUUCUUUCGAGCAAAUUUCAGGUAACCGUUAUGACGUGAUAUGGGAGUGGGAGUCUGUGUGUCUGCUAUUUAUGACAGAUUGUUACGGUGGGAGAUGUUAAUCACUGUCCAAAAAAAAUAUCGAGUCAUCUAUCUAUGGAAGGCCCCCGAUACUCUUACUCUUUACGUUACAUUAACUAUUUUCAUUUAUUUUCUUUUUUUCUUUUUUUUUUUUUUUAUGCUUUCAGGAUGUGGAAGCUGUCUUUUAUUUAUUGUUACGACGAUUUUUGUAUACAAACUGUCACUACCGGUGUUUCUGGAGAACUUUGACCCGGAAGGAGAUAUUCCAUUUUUUUUUUCUUUACAUUAACUAUUUUCCUUUAUUUUCUUUUUUUCUUUUUUUUUUUUUUUAUGCUUUCAGGAUGUGGAAGCUGUCUUUUAUUUAUUGUGACGACGAUUGUUGUAUACAAACUGUCACUACCGGUGUUUCUGGAGAACUUUGACCCGGAAGGAGAUAUUCCCAGCGACACGAGGAUUUUACCAAAAUCCGACAGGACAUACAGGUUUCUGAGAUUUGUCAUCGAUAUUGAUUAGAUUAAAACAUACUCACUUAAAAUGGUUUUAAGAUAUAGACUCACCUCACCCCCCCCCCAUACACGUACAAAUACAUACAUUCAUUUAAAAAAAAUAAAUUCUAGUCUCCACCAUCCGUCAAAGUUGAAGGGGGGGGGGGGGCCACAUAAAACACUUAUUGAGUACACUUCGAAGAACAUUCAAGAAUUCAUCAACAACUUCUUAUAUAUAUAUUUUUUUUAAAAUAAUAUCUCACCACGUGCCCUCCUUCAUGUCUCGUGAUUGAAUUUUUUUUUAUUCUAUCUUGAUUCCACACACUAACCUACUUUUUAACUCCAAUAAUAGAACAAGGUAUGUUGGAGCAGGCCAACCACUCUUUUUUCUCUUAAAAUUCCAGAGAUUUUGUCAAAAUAUUUCCCAAGAUUUCCCAAGAACAUGAAGAUUAAUGAGUUUUUUUAUUUAAAUCUUGGGAAUUUUUUUAAAGGGUGAGUUUUUGUCCUAAAUGGGGUAGUGAAUUCCCAAAAUCUUGGUAACAUUCCCAAGGUGUGUUGAAGCUUGAACCAAUAGACAGGACAACAAGAUAUGAAAGUUUCGGCUUAGAGACUUCUUCUGCAAUUGAAAAUACAACAAGAAACAGAGCACCGUUAACGCAAAAUGUCUCUUGAUUCAAGCUUCAGCAUGCUUUGAUCUUCCAAUUUCAUUUACACAGCUUGAAUGCAGUCCUUCAAUUUAUUUUAUUUUCUAACUCCACAGUGGCCAGCACAUCAUUUGCCACAAAUUUGAAGGAGGCCUGGGCAGCACUCUCUUCCAGUACGCUUCUCUCCUCGGCAUCGCCCAGCGCCAGAGCCGCUUGUUGGUCGCCCGGGGGAACACGACUCUGGCGCACCUUCUGAGGGCGCCGAAAUUUAAGAUCAACAAAAGCCAGUGCCGGAGCGUCGCGCGGCUGGUCGAGUCCGCGUGCUGCCGGAUGGACGAAAGCUUGGUGAACUUGGAAAUCAACAAGAACUACGAGAUAGAAGGCUCGCUCCACAGCUGGAAAUACUUCAAGGAUAAUUUCGAUUCGAUUCGGAAAGAGGUGCAGUUUCACGACGGGAUCGUGCACCAGGCCAAACGCAUCGUAGAGAAAGCCUUGCUGAUUCACAACAGCACCACGACGGACACAGCUGUCGUGGGCGUGCACGUGAGGAGGGGCGACAAACUGCACUGGAGCUCAGUUGACCAGGGAUACAGGGUCGCGCCGAGGGAAUACUUCCUGAAAGCCAUGAAGUACUUCCGGGAUCUACUGGGCGGCUCGGUGGCGUUUUUAGUGGUAUCCGAUGACCACGCGUGGUGCAAGAGCAACUUGGACGGUCUGCCGGGCGUCAUGCUGAUCAGGCGUCACGAUCCAUCCGUUGAAUUGACGGUACUGGGUCUGUUGGACCAUUCCAUUAUCAGCACGGGAUCCUUGUCGUGGUGGGCCGCCUUCAUGGCCAAAGGCAAAGUUGUGUACUACGCGGACUUUGUGGAGAAGGACUCCAAAGCGAGGAGUCGCUAUGACGCCAAUUUCGAAGACUACAUGUUACCCGGGUGGAUCCCCAUGUCAUAAUGAGUGUCCGUGGUUUGUUGAACACAUUGAAUUAAACACUUGGCCUAUGGAUACAGCCAGUGAGUGCCAGUGGUUUGUUGGACACAUUGAAUGAAACCCUUGGCCUAUGGAUACAGCCAGUGAGUGCCAGUGGUUUGUUGAACACAUUGAAUAAAACACUUGGCCUAUGGAUACAGCCAGUGAGUGCCAGUGGUUUGUUGGACACAUUGAAUAAAACACUUGGCCUAUGGAUACAGCCAGUGAGUGCCAGUGGUUUGUUGAACACAUUGAAAUAAACACUUGGCCUAUGGAUACAGCCAGUGAGUGCCACUGGUUUGUUGAACACAUUGAAUAAAACACUUGGCCUAUGGAUACAGCCAGUGAGUGCCACUGGUUUGUUGAACACAUUGAAUAAAACACUUGGUCUAUGGAUACAGCAGAUGGUGAUUCAUUCGUGGUUUAAACAAAAUAUUAUUUUUUGUGAUGAGCGAUGUCAGCUUUAUAGGGAGAUGUUUUUUUUCAACCACCGAACUCUACCAUUUACGAUUAUAACUUUGAGAAUUGUAUUAUUGUCUUUUAACCGGACUGUAAUGUAUAUUUUAAAAUAAUUCUGUUUUUUUAUGUGCUUACCAACUAACUCAAAAGCGGUUGAGUAAGCAGUUGGUAUAGCAUGAAACAGAUUAGAAACAAAGCAACAUGUUUUGAGACAUUUAGUGCAUGACCAGUUUAGGACACAAUGGUACGGGCAGUGGGCAGACGAUACAAAGGUCAGAGGUAUACAUGCUAAUAUGCCCUACUCUAGUAAGACAGAUCCAUGUUGGAAAUGGGGUCGCAGAAAACAGAGUCUGUUGACCCAAAGGAGAACGGGGCACUGCCUUACAAACUCUUACUUUCACAUAUUCGACAAAAACAGGGGCCCGAGCUGCCAGCAUUGCGCACUGGUCCCAGAGAAGGUUGCGUGCCUGUUGGCUUCGUGCCCCAAGCUUUAUCUUGGGUUAGGCCAGUCCUAUGUUAAUAAAAAUGUUACAUUGGUACGGCCCUACCGAUGGAGUCAGUUGCCACAGUGAUGGCCGGGGCUUUAAAGAAAGAGACGACACGCAUUCACCAGAAUAUGUAAGUUAGUGCAUGAAUCAGGUAGUAUUACCAGAAAGUCCUUUAAGCCGAAGACACUGCAGCUCUUGGGAGGAUAUAUGACAAUGGCCCCCCAAAAACGUCUGUCUGUAAACCAUAAUCCAAGGGUGCAUGUUUGGGUCGUUUUGGCAUGUAUAUCAGGGAUAACCAAUCCUACAGUGUUUGGCAAGGGAACUUCUCACCAUGUCUUAUAGAAUUUUCUUCCAUUGGUGACUGCCACGCUGCGAUCCAGCCCCGCAAAAGCAGGUUGUAUGAGACAGUUAUGAGGCUAGCAAACGCAGGUUGUAUGAGGCAGUGAUGAGGCUAGCAAAAGCAGGUUUUAUGAGGCAGUGAUGAGGCUAGCAAAAGAAGGUUGUAUGAGGCAGUGAUGAGGCUAGCAAACCUGUCUGCCGUUUUCAUUAUGCUGUUGGUUAAUGAUGCGACAUUUUCAAAUCGUUUUUAAUCUUCCAAUCCAUGUUUCCUUUGAUGGUCAUCGUAGCAUAUAUUCUGUAGCGUCCCAACCAAACAAGUUGACGGGAGGUUAAAGUUAAAUUAAAAUGUGUGACGGGAAAGAUUGGCAUAAUAUAAAAAUGUUAUCCAUACUUUUUAACAUUGAUCAUAUUUUUGUGGUCUGUAUGCACGACCAGAUAGCAAAAAUAAAUAAGGACACAAAUACGAAAAAAUAAACACGCAAAUUAUUUACCUUACGGAUGUCGUCACGGGCUAAGUUGGAAAGCUAUACUUAACUUAUUACGUUAAAAAAACACCCAAAAAAAAACAAAAAACAAACAAACAAACAAACAAACAAACAGCUACAAUGAAAUGAAUAAGAACAUGGUUUCAGUUGUUCAACAUGGUCAAUUUAUUUGGUAAAUUUAUAUCUUUUAUUAGAAAUUUCUACUCCAUUCUGAAAUAAUACACGUUUAAUUGGUGUCACAGAGCAGGGAAAAGGCAUUCCUUUAAUUUAAAGAAACUUAGAGCUUCAGUAAAGGCUCGCGGUUUCCUUAAAAUUGAUUGACAACACUACACAGGGUCAUUCAUGUUUCUGGGCUGGAUAUUUUUUUAGUGGUGUGCCUUUUAGCACGUGCUGUUCAAUUCAUAGAGAUGAUUAAUACUAUAGCAAUGUAUAUUGGUUUUAUAGCCUGAUGUUUGAGUUAUGAUUUUUGAGGAUUCGACAGAUAUGUUUGUCUCUUUAAUAUUUGUUUGACCCUUUUUUGUUUGUUUUAUUAUUCAUUUCAUGGGAAUUAACAAUAAUAGAGGCUAAUAAAUGUGGCCUGGAGAAUCCACUUACAGGGAUCGGAGGUAUUUAUUUAACAUUUAGAAUGAGCAAAUUCAUAGUAUAAAAAUAUAUUCCUUAUCAAAAUAAUACUUUUUUUUUUCAAAUAGGGAAGUACGUCAGUGGAACUUUCUUAAAAGAUUCAAGAAUACGCUGGUUAACUAAUCAUUCACAUGAGUUGACCUGACUGCCAAGCUACACAUCAGUUUUCAAGAAUGUUCUUUUGAGUAGACACACACAUGCUAGUAACCACCACGACAGUAUGCGUCUAUGAGGCUGCAUCUUACUGAUGGCGUUUCAUUGAUUUAGCGCAGGCGCAGCCCGUGGAGGCAUGCUAGAGAAAAAUCGAACACGAAGCUGGUCUCACUGCCGGUAGACUAUGUCAGUUUUUUGUAUCCAUCGUAAUUUGUUGCUCGGUCUAUUCCCCC
This is a messenger RNA of Lymnaea stagnalis (great pond snail), 6691 nucleotides long. The record is from the annotation of a GenBank genome assembly. Lineage: Eukaryota; Metazoa; Mollusca; Gastropoda; Lymnaeidae.